Messenger RNA from Setaria italica (foxtail millet), 885 nucleotides. RefSeq lists its product as uncharacterized. The record is from RefSeq and is a predicted model, not a curated record. NCBI's taxonomy places the organism in Eukaryota, Viridiplantae, Streptophyta, Magnoliopsida, Poales, Poaceae. The coding region runs from base 312 to 578 and encodes 88 amino acids. The transcript is spliced from 2 exons.
GGCCUUUGCUCUUCUCAGUUUUUCUUCCCUGUGGAGCGAGCUCUCCGCCUCUCACGCUGUUUUUCCAUGGAGGAGAGCUCGCGCUCUGACUUGCGCCCUGUCCUCGUGUCCUGAAAAAACUCCGGUGUUGCCAUAAAUACAACCACCACCGGUACAGACCGGCCUGCCUACCUGUACCCGCCUUCUCCCUCCGUACCGGCCUCUUCUCUCUUCUGCUGCCUUUCUCGCCUUCGCCUUCGCCUUCAUCUCCCGUUCUCUGCCUCUCCAUCUCCUCCACGUCCUGCCCAGGGCCGAGAGGGCGGAGACCGACGAUGGUGAUGAUGAUGGGGCAGCUGGGGCGGCUGGUGGACGGCAUCAAGUCGAGGCUGCGUGCCGGCGGCGGCGGCGGGAAGAGGGGCGGCGGCUCGGGGAGGAAGGCGUCGGCGGCGGCGGGCUACGACAAGGUGGAGAAGACGGAGAGCAUGCGGGUGGAGAUCCGGAGCCGCCAGGCGCGCAAGCUCAUCGCCAAGAACCUCGACGCCGCCGACUCCAUCGGCCGCGCCGGCCGGGCCAACAAGCGCUUCUUCCUCGCCUUCUGACUUUCUUUCUUUCCGAGGAUCCAUCCAACUUCCAACGACCAAAGAGCUCCGUCGUCCAUCAGCUUGCUACUACUACCUCCCCGGCCACGGCUUCUGCACUCUGUGCUUGCAUACUACGCCAAUUGAUUCUGUACUCUGUAGUACGUUUACGCCUGAGCUGAAGAAGCACUGAUCACCAAUUUGCAUCCAUGUAGCAGUAUUUCCAUUUCUUGUCUCUGACACCUGGUGUCAACAAAAAAUUGUAUCCAUUAUGUUAUCUUAUUUUAUAUGCGAUAAACCGGAAGCAAUCACGAAGUACGAAUAUCCG